AGCAUAUGAACUAUAUUUAGAACAAAUUAAAGUACACGAAACAAGUUACCCUUUAUCACUUGCUGUAGAUGUUUUACAAGCCUAUCAUCCUGAUUUAUUCUACAACUAUUUUGCUAUCACAUAUUCUCAAAAGACAAACGACACUUACCGUGUUCUAGUUACUGCCACUGAUUAUAACACUGCCAGAGCUGCUGCCAAAGAUAUUGUUUUUAGCUGCUGUCAUAACAACGACCUUUUAGACCCCAAAGAAAUUAUUGCUAAAAGAACUGACUUAAACUUUGAUAUCUCUCUGCCCAGAUCUAUAUAUACUUUGGGCCCUAAACAAUUAGCUGACACUGGUGUUGGUUCUUCUACUAAUACCUAUAUACUAAUCCCCCAACAACUUGAGUUUCCUUCCUCACCUAUCUCGGAAAUUCCAUAUUAUUAUACUAGAGAACCUACUCCUCCUCCACAACAAAAUCGUUUUCUUCGCUUAUUACAACAAACAUUUUCUCCUGCUACCCGCACAACUGCUCCUCCACUUCCUCCUAACUCAAGACCCGCUAACUGGUUAAAGGAAUUUAGAAGAGCUGCUACUGCUAAUAAAUGUAGUGCCACACGAAAGCUUCAACUUGCUCCUGUGUACCUUAAUGAA
This is a messenger RNA of Racocetra persica, 634 nucleotides long. The record is from the annotation of a GenBank genome assembly. Lineage: Eukaryota; Fungi; Glomeromycota; Glomeromycetes; Diversisporales; Gigasporaceae.